Olea europaea var. sylvestris is the source of this 2235-nucleotide messenger RNA. RefSeq names its product microtubule-associated protein 70-1-like. Gene Ontology annotation, molecular function: microtubule binding. The transcript is spliced from 11 exons. The record is from RefSeq and is a predicted model, not a curated record. The coding region runs from base 195 to 2003 and encodes 602 amino acids. Lineage: Eukaryota; Viridiplantae; Streptophyta; Magnoliopsida; Lamiales; Oleaceae. Gene Ontology annotation, biological process: cytoskeleton organization.
UCUACAGAAGAACUGAACUGACAGUGAUCUUUCAUUCUCUCUCUCUCUCUCUCUCUAUAUACUUACACUUCAAAUCUCAAGUUUUUUUUAUAUAUAAAUAUAUUUAUAUACACAUAGAGACAGGGAACAGCAAUUCCUAUAAUUUAGCGUAAUCUCCAAAAAAUUGGGAUUCUGUGAGCGUGUUUUGUGAUCGGAUGGGAAGUUAUUAUAACGGCGGUGGAGAUACGGAACAGCAGCAGAGGCAGACGUUAUCGGCUCCGUUGAAGGGGAAGAAGAAGUCAUCGGCGGGUUUAUAUCAAGCUGGUUCGGAGGUGGAUGAUAUUGUUACCCUAUUACAUGGCUCCGAUCCGGUGCGUGUGGAGCUCACUCGCCUUGAGAAUGAAGUACGAGUUAAAGAUAGAGCGCUGGGAGAGGCUAAUACAGAAAUAAAGGCUUUGAAGUACUCUGAACGCCUUAGAGAGAAGGCGGUUGAAGAGCUAACUGACGAGCUAAAUAAAGUAGAUGAAAAGCUAAAAGCCACAGAAGCUCUCCUUGAAAGCAAGAAUUUAGAGAACAAGAAAAUAAAUGAAGAGAAAAAAGCAGCUCUGGCCGCACAACAUGCUGCUGAAGCCACACUUCGAAGGGUGCAUGCUGCGCAGAAAGAUGAUGAGAUGCCACCGAUCGAGGCAAUUAUAGCGCCACUGGAGGCUGAUUUGAAGCUGGCAAGGUCGGAGGUAUCAAAGCUACAAGAUGAUAACAAAGCACUUGAUCGGCUUACUAAAUCUAAGGAGGCUGCUCUGUUGGAAGCAGAACGUUCAGUUCAGAUGGCUUUAGCAAAAGCUUCCUUGGUUGAUGAUCUUCAGAACACAAACCAAGAGCUGAUGAAACAAAUCGAGAUAUGCCAGGAGGAGAAUAAGAUAUUGGACAAAAUGCAUAGGCAAAAGGUUUCUGAGGUUGAAAAGCUAACUCAAACUGUUCGUGAGCUUGAGGAGGCUGUUUUGGCUGGUGGCGCUGCAGCCAAUGCUGUACGUGAUUACCAGCGGAAAGUGCAGGAAAUAAAUGAAGAGAAAAGGAUUCUAGACCGUGAACUAGCUCGGGCUAAGGUUUCUGCAAAUCGUGUUGCUGUGGUUGUUGCAAAUGAUUGGAAAGAUGCCAAUGACAAAGUAAUGCCAGUAAAGCAGUGGCUUGAAGAAAGGAAAUUCUAUCAGGGAGAAAUGAACCACCUGAAAGAUAAGCUGACAAUUGCAGAGCGUGCAGCUAAGUCAGAAGCCCAGUUAAAGGAAAAAUACCUAUUACGAUUUAAAGUUUUAGAGGAAAGACUUAAAGCAUUUCAAAAUGGCACUUCCCGUGUGUCAUUGCGGGGAGGAAAUGUAAGCAAUGGGACUUCAAGAAGGCAGUCUUUUGGAGGAGCAGAAAAUUUGAACAGGACAUCCUCCAAUGGGUUUCUAUCUAAAAAAGCAAAUUUUCAAUCUGGGUCAUCCCGGACAAGUAGUGCUUAUGCAUCGUUACAGCAAGCAAAGAAUUUGUCAAGCUCAUUUGAUAGUGGCGGUGGACCAGCGGUAGAUGAUAAGCUGGAUUCAGAUGUAAACGAGAAAGUUGAUCAACCAGACAGUAUCAGCAAAGAGACUCAAAUUAAUGGAAGGAUUACUUCCCUGGAGAAUGGGGAUGAGAGUACUUCCAGUGGAAAAUUGAGAAUGGAAAAUGAAGACUACGUUUCUGGAACAUUGUAUGAUAUGCUGCAGAAGGAGGUUUUAACUCUGCAAAAAGCUUGCCGUGACAAAGAUCAAAGCCUUAAAGAUAAAGAUGAUGCAAUUGAGGCUUUGGCAAAAAAGGUUGAAACAUUGAACAAGGCAAUGGAAGUUGAGGCCAAGAGAAUGCGAAGAGAAGUAGCUUCUAUGGAGAAGGAAGUUGCAGCGAUGCGCAAUGGCAAAGAACAAGAUCAAAGAAACAGACGUGUUGGUGCUGUCAGAGGAGCCGUCAAUGGUUCUCAUUCACUUUUAGUGAGGAAUCGCCGGCAUCCAUAGGCUCCCGAGGUUUAAACUACCUUACAAUGGAGAGGACAUCUUGUUAGUUUAGUAAGCAUCGACCUCACUGAAUUUAUCCCCUUCCUCUCCACUUUAUCAUCUUGUUGAAUAUGUCUCGACCAAGUAAGCAAAUUGUAAAGCAUUUUCUAGUUGUUUCGGGACGUAAUCCUCAUCUUGUAUAUUUGGCUUGAUACACGCAAUCCUCUCAAAUAUCAGUUUUGACUUUGUUUCA